UUAAAUACUUUUGUCUAGAGCAAUUAAUGUUUGGAUAUAAAGGCAGGUUAAAUUCAACUUUAGAAUAUGAAAAUAAUAAUUGAAAAUUUAAAAAAUAAAACAGAGUCGGUAAAUUUUUAGUUAUAUUGGGAAUCAGUGUUUGAAUUUAGAUAAGAAUAAUAUUUUUAUUUUUUUAUUCGUCUAUAAACAUAGAAAAUAUUAUGGGACUGUAUAUUUUUAAGUGAUAUUGUAUUUUCAUUUAUUUAAUGUUAAAUGAAAGAGAAUCUUUUGUAAAAUAAAUAGAAUAAGUAUUAAGAAAUGGGUGUUUUAAUAAAGUUGGUAAUAGAGAAUUUUGCCUUAUUUUUAAAUUAGAUGAUAAAAUAUACAAAGUAAAGGAAUUAAUUGAUUGAUUAAGUAUGA
Molecule: messenger RNA, 399 nt
Organism: Paramecium sonneborni
Lineage: Eukaryota; Ciliophora; Oligohymenophorea; Peniculida; Parameciidae
Source: the annotation of a GenBank genome assembly